Molecule: messenger RNA, 1365 nt
Organism: Lachancea sp. 'fantastica'
Lineage: Eukaryota; Fungi; Ascomycota; Saccharomycetes; Saccharomycetales; Saccharomycetaceae
Source: the annotation of a GenBank genome assembly
AUGAGCUGCCCUCACUUGAAUCAGGCUUUCAAAAAUGAAAAAACCCGGGAUGGAGUCCUAAAAACUUACAAUAUGAUCCGGUACAUCAUAGAGCAUAGCACAUUUCAAAACCGUCAUUUGCUAUCGAUGAGAUGCACUGAAUGCUACGAAAUUAACCACGGGUCGACUUUUAUGUGCUUACAGUGCGGAUUUUGCGGAUGCUGGAACUCUGAGCAUUUUACCAUGCACAGCAAGAAAGUAGGACACAUUUUCGGUGUGAAUUCCAGCAACGGACUUUUAUUUUGUUUCAAAUGCAUGGAUUUUGUUAGCGGGAAUGAAAUGCUCACCAACUCCAUGCUCGUGAAAUACUGGGACGACAUAUCUGUGAAAACUUCACCACCCAGCCUUCAUGGGAGAGACGGCUUAUGUGGACUCGUUAAUAUGGGGUCGACCUGUUUCAUGAGUACCAUUGUCCAAACACUGGUCCAUAAUCCAUACGUGCUCAAAAACAGCCUCGAUCAGCAUCAUUAUGCACACUGUGAUUCUGACAACAGUUCGGCUUGUUUUUCGUGCGCCUUGGACACCGUAAUUGCGAACUUUUACGGUCCCUCAAGCGAGAGUUCUUUUCCGUCACAGCAGAAGGGCUUCAUCGAUUUACUGUUAUGUUCUUGGAAUGCUAACAAGAAUUUGGCUGGAUACUCUCAACAGGAUGCACACGAAUUCUUGCAGUUUUUUUUGAAUCAGUUACAUUCAGACUACGUCAGGAUCAAUAAAAACGCUGUGAUAAAGCCAGAAUUCUGUAAGUGUAUUGCUCACUCAGCAUUUCAAGGCACAUUGCGGAGCUCGAUCAUUUGCACAGAAUGCCACGAUGGCAGCAAUAUCAAGUUUGAUCCAAUGAUGGAUUUGUCCUUGGACAUAAACAACAAGACUACACUAAUUGAGUGUCUGCAGAGCUUUCAUGAGGGUGAAAAACUUACAGAUUUCAACCACAAGUGCCGCAACUGUGGAUCAGUUCAAAAUCCUAUCAAGCAAAUGACGAUCGCCAAACUACCACCAGUUUUGGUUCUGCAGUUGAAGCGAUUUGAACAUCGCAUGACAGGUAAUAGCGUGAAGCUUAAUGACUUCGUCCAGUUCCCCGCAUAUCUCAACAUGGCCCCAUUUUGCCAUAAGGAAGAGACCAAACAUGUUCCUGACCUCGUUUACGAGUUAGUAGCUGUCAUUUCUCAGGAGGGAUCUGUGAAUCAAGGCCAUUACACAAGCAUGUGCAAAAUAACGGGCGGUCAAUGGUUUCGUUUUAACGACUCAAUGGUGACAAGUGUUUCGGAGGAAGAUGUGCUGCGCCAACAAGCAUACCUAGUAUUUUACGUCAUUCGCCAAAUCGGUUGA